Messenger RNA from Onychomys torridus (southern grasshopper mouse), 3069 nucleotides. Its product is annotated as ATPase MORC2B-like. Gene Ontology annotation, cellular component: nucleus. Bases 1 to 3069 code for a protein of 1022 amino acids. The transcript has a single exon. The record is from RefSeq and is a predicted model, not a curated record. NCBI's taxonomy places the organism in Eukaryota, Metazoa, Chordata, Mammalia, Rodentia, Cricetidae. Gene Ontology annotation, molecular function: zinc ion binding.
AUGGCAUUCACCAAUUACAACAGUCUUAACCGGGCUCAACUAACCUUUGAAUAUCUACACACAAAUUCAACAACUCAUGAAUUUUUGUUUGGUGCCCUUGCUGAACUGGUUGAUAACGCGAGAGAUGCCAAUGCCACCCGAAUAGAUAUUUAUGCUGAAAGGCGAGAAGACCUUCGAGGCGGAUUCAUGCUUUGUUUUCUGGAUAAUGGAGCAGGAAUGGAUCCAAAUGAUGCCAUCAGUGUGAUCCAAUUUGGGAAAUCAGGCAAACGUACUCCAGAGUCCACACAGAUUGGGCGGUAUGGGAAUGGACUAAAAUCGGGCUCAAUGCGUAUUGGGAAGGAUUUUAUCCUCUUCACGAAGAAGGAAGACACCAUGAGCUGCCUCUUCCUGUCUCGAACCUUUCACGAGGAAGAAGGCAUUGAUGAAGUGAUAGUCCCAUUGCCUUCUUGGAAUACACAGACAGGAGAACCUGUCACAGACAAUGUAGAGAAGUUUGCCAUCGAGACAGAACUCAUCUACAAGUAUUCUCCCUUCCACACUGAGAGAGAAAUGAUGACCCAGUUCAUGAAGAUUUCUGGGACUAGUGGAACCCUGGUGAUCAUUUUUAAUCUCAAGCUCAUGGACAAUGGAGAGCCUGAACUAGACAUAACCUCAAAUCCAAAAGACAUCCAGAUGGCAGAGAUAUCCCAAGAAGGUAUGAAGCCAGAGCGGUACUCCUUCUGUGCCUAUGCUGCUGUGCUCUACAUCGAUCCUCGGAUGAGGAUUUUCAUUCACGGGCACAAGGUGCAGACCAAAAAGCUCUCCUGCUGCCUGUACAAGCCCAGGAAGUACACCUUCACAUCAAGCCGUUUCAAGACCCGGGCAGAACAAGAGGUGAAGAAGGCAGACCAGGUAGCAUGGCUUGCUGAAGAGAAGGCACGGGAAGCAGAGAGCAAAGCUCGUGCAUUAGAAAUACAUACAGGUGGAGACAUCUCACGGGUCUCCAGGGUGAUGUUGCGACAGGUCCAGAAUACAGCCAUCACCCUUCGAAGAGAAGCUGAUGUCAAGAAAAGGAUCAAGGAUGCCAAGCAGCGAGCACUCAAAGAACCUAAGGAACUGAGUUUUGUUUUUGGGGUCAACAUUGAACACCGUGACCAUGAUGGCAUGUUUAUCUACAACUGUAGCCGCUUGAUCAAGAUGUAUGAGAAAGUGGGCCCACAGCUGGAAAAGAGCAUGACAUGUGGUGGGGUGGUUGGGGUCAUUGAUGUGCCCUACUUGGUCCUGGAGCCUACACACAACAAGCAAGACUUUGCUGAUGCCAAGGAGUACCGCCACCUGCUGCGGGCAAUGGGGGAGCACCUGGCACAGUACUGGAAGGACAUAGCCAUUGCCCAGUAUGGGAUCAUUAAGUUCUGGGAUGAGUUUGGCUACCUCUCUGCCAACUGGAACCGACCCCCAUCUAAGGAGCUGCAUUUCAAACGGAGGAGGGCUAUGCAAGUUCCGACCACUAUACAGUGUGAUUUGUGUCUGAAGUGGAGGACCCUACCCUUCCAGUUAAGUGCUAUAGAAGAAGGUUACCCAGACUACUGGGUUUGCUCAAUGAACCCUGAUCCUGAGCAAGACCAGUGUGAGGCUUUUGAACUGCAACAGAAGAUUCCUAUGGGAAUAUUUAAAAAGGCUCCAAAGACACAAGAAGAAAGACGGAAGCAGCUGACAGAGAAAAUUCGCCAACAGCAGAAGAAGCUGAAGGCCCUUAAUAAAACCAUGCCCAUCUGUUCCCAAGGUGACCUGAAAAAAUUACCCUUGGAAGUGACCACCAGACCUUUCACUAAAUGUUCUGCUCAGAGACUUCACUGUCUCCAACUACCGUUGUGUGGUGUGAACAAGAAUGCCCGAAGAAGACCUCAGUCCAUGCAUGUUCCUAGACCACCCAGACAGUUACAAAGGGCUUCUAUCUUCUACACCAACCCAAAGUCUCCUCCUCUGACAGCCCAAAGAGAGGCUAUGCUCCAGCCACCUGAGACACCCCCAAAGUUGGUUGGCCUCCUGGUUAAAACUGUACCUCAGCCUCCUCUGGUCCAAUCCCUGUCAACAUCUGUAGUCCCCAACUCCAACAACCUUUGCAAGGUGGAAACCCUAGAAGCCAUGAAGACUCCAGUGAUGGAGAAGCCAGAUCCACCCAUUAGUCCAUCACCAGUCCAAAGUGAUCGCAAGCGGAGUCUUGAGGUCACUGAUGAGGAAGAAGCUGAGGAGAGAAGGAAGGAGUCGUGCAAACGGGGCAGGGUGACUGUGAAGGAGGAAAAGACUCAAGUAAAUGAUCUCUCAGACAGUGCUGAGGAAGAGAAUCCAGGGGACCUCAAGAUAGCUCAGAAAGAUAAAGGACUGUACGUGGAGGUACGUGUGAAAGGAGAGUGCUACAAGGGCCACGUCACUGCCGUGGAAGUGGGCGAGAAUGUGGUAUGGUGGAAGGUCAAGUUUGAGGAUGUGCCCAAGCAUACUAUACCAAGAGACUGCUGGGUGGAAAAAGGCAGUGAAAAUGUAUGGCUGAUGAAGCCAUCUUCAGUAUAUCAGAGCACUGAUGGGCAGCAAGAGAGUGUGAAAGAAGAGAAGGACACCACAGACCAGCAGGCUAUUGCAUUACAAGGGUCCUCCACUUCCGACUACUUCUGCACUGAACCUGACACUACUGCUCCAAAGACCAACCAUGAGACCACUGACCUCCUGGUCCAGAUUCUCUGGAAUUGCUUACGUUAUUUCAUGCCCCUGAGUUUCUCCAUAUCCAAGAAGGAGUUGGGUGCUAUGAAUUCAGAAGAGUUACUGUCUCUUCCUCUGAAAGAGUGCUUCAAGCAAUACGAAGCAGGGCUCCAGAAUCUCUGUAACUCCUACCAAAGCUGUGCUGACUCAAGAGCCAAGGCCUCUGAGGAGAGCCUGCUCAUCUCCCAGAAAAAACUCCGUGAGACAGAAGAGAAACUCCAGAAGCUUCAGACCAAUGUCCGGGCACUCCUGCAGAAGGUACAGGAAGACAUAAACAUCAGCACGGAUGAGGAGCUCAAUGCCUACAUUGAGAAUCUCAUCACCAGUGAAGACUGA